AUGCCGACCAUCGGGGUUGGCGGAGGCGACUUGCAGGGUCUCUUCUGGAAUUGCCCUCACAAUGUCAAUACUCAUAAAUGUAUUGCUCCUGGCGCUUUUGUACUCUCGUCGCCAUCCAUCGAGAAUAGCUCUUGUCCCGAGCUUCCCACAGACACUUUACUCAUAUAUACGGGCUAUCCCACUUCCGCGAUUGACAAGCACUGGAAAGAGCUUUACCGAGUGGGCAACUCACGCAUCAGCAAAAAAGAGGCAGCCCUUUUGCCUAACAAGACCAUCGCUGCCAAUCUAGGCGCUGACGAUUAUCUCGUUGUCAUUUCAGUCUUCCACGAUCUGCAUUGCCUGGAUCGACUCCGGAAAACCCUUUGGUAUUUCUACGAUGACGAAUGGAACAGCACAUACAACCCGUUCACCGUCAAACGGCCGGAUACCUUCGAUGCAAAGGGUCUGAAUGGAAUCAUCCAUCUUGACCAUUGCAUUAACAUCAUUCGCCAGUCACUCCAAUGCUUUUCAGAUGUCACACCCUACGUUUUUCAAUGGAGUGAGGAAGCACAGGCGGUACACGCAUAUGCAAAUGUGGUUCACACUUGCCGAAACUUUGAUAAGGUAUGA
Messenger RNA from Penicillium maclennaniae, 609 nucleotides. RefSeq names its product oxidase ustYa family protein. Gene Ontology annotation, biological process: mycotoxin biosynthetic process. Lineage: Eukaryota; Fungi; Ascomycota; Eurotiomycetes; Eurotiales; Aspergillaceae. The transcript has 3 exons. The record is from RefSeq and is a predicted model, not a curated record. The coding region runs from base 1 to 609 and encodes 202 amino acids.